This is a messenger RNA of Magnusiomyces paraingens, 4758 nucleotides long. RefSeq lists its product as uncharacterized. Gene Ontology annotation, cellular component: nucleus. Gene Ontology annotation, biological process: rRNA catabolic process; nuclear-transcribed mRNA catabolic process. Lineage: Eukaryota; Fungi; Ascomycota; Dipodascomycetes; Dipodascales; Dipodascaceae. The transcript is spliced from 4 exons. Bases 1 to 4758 code for a protein of 1585 amino acids. Gene Ontology annotation, molecular function: 5'-3' RNA exonuclease activity; RNA binding. The record is from RefSeq and is a predicted model, not a curated record.
AUGGGUAUUCCUAAAUUUUUUCGCUUCAUCUCAGAAAGAUGGCCUCUUAUUUCGCAGCUAGUUAAUAAUAACCAAAUUGCAGAGUUUGAUAAUCUGUAUUUGGAUAUGAAUUCGAUUAUCCAUAAUUGCACUCAUAAAAAUGGUGAUGCAACGUUUCAACUAACUGAAGAACAAAUGUUUGCUCAGAUUUUUAAUUAUAUUGAGCAUUUGUUUACUCUUAUAAAGCCUAAAAAGCUUUUUUAUAUGGCAAUCGAUGGUGUUGCUCCUCGUGCUAAGAUGAAUCAGCAACGUUCACGUCGUUUUCGAAGUGCACUCGAUGCAGAACAUCAACGUGAGAAGGCUCUUGAAAAAGGACUUGAGGUUCCAAAAGAUCCGUUUGAUUCUAAUGCCAUUACACCUGGAACAGAAUUUAUGGCUAAACUUUCAGUUCAUCUGAAAUAUUUCAUUCACAAAAAGGUUUCUACCGAUUCUUCCUGGCAAAAUAUUGAGAUUAUUCUUUCUGGUCAUGAAGUUCCUGGCGAAGGUGAACACAAAAUCAUGUCUCACAUUCGCAUUGCCAAAUCUCAACCUGACUAUGAACCAAAUCUUCGUCAUUGUUUGUACGGUCUCGAUGCAGAUUUAAUUAUGCUUGGUCUAUUGACACAUGAUACUCACUUUGCUAUUUUGCGUGAAGAAGUCCUUUUCUUACCUUCACACAAUAAACAGAAGGAGCUUGCUGAGCAAAACUUUUACUUGCUACAUCUUUCACUUGUUCGUGAAUAUUUGGAACUUGAGUUUGAUGGCAUUGAAGAAGAGAUGAAAUUUACAUAUAACUUUGAGCGCAUAUUAGACGACUUUAUCUUACUCAAUUUUUUUAUUGGUAAUGAUUUUUUGCCGGAACUUCCAUCGUUGUUGAUCAACGAUGGUGCUCUUCCAUUUGUUAUUAAGUCUUACAGCAAUUACCUUAAAGAGGGUAAGGACUACAUCACUAAAAAUGGUAUUAUUAAUUUCAACAACCUUGCCGACUGGAUUGAAAAGUUAUCCCUUUUUGAAUACAGAUUAUUUGAAACCGGAGCUGUUGAUCUUGAGUGGAUAAAUAAAGAUAUUGAUAGCGUUUCUAUGAAAGGAAAAGAGAAGGCUGCAAAAAGCAAAGUUCUUGAAAUGACGGAGUACCAAAAGGGCCUUAUCAAAGAUAUUAGCCAGUUUGUUCUCCAAGCCAAUUCUACUUUAAAGCCUGAUCCUGAGAGUGAAUCUUUACCUUCAAUGACAUUGGAUGAAGAUGAAUAUGACGAAAUUGACGAUGAUGAUAUUGCUGUUCUUCGAGAAUUUUGUUCAAAAACAUAUAUUAGAGUUGUUGUCGAUCAAGGACGUAUUUCGCUUGUUUUAGAUGUUGAUGGUAUUCCAGAUAAUGAGACCGAUAGGGAUCGAAGUGAACGACUUCUCAAUGUCAAUAAAAUCAUUCGUGUUUAUAUCAACGCUAAAACAAUUUCAGCACACGAGGAAGUUGAAAAUCGAGAGGAAAUUUACGAUUCCAAGUUUAUUGAAUGGAAAAAUGAAUAUUACAAUGAAAAAUUUGGAUACACUCUUCAAGAUAAUCCUGAAAAAAUUAGAGAUGUUUGCGAAAACUAUCUUGAAGGUUUACAGUGGGUUUUGCUUUACUAUUUCCGUGGUAUUGCUUCCUGGGGCUGGUAUUUUAGAUACUACUAUGCGCCCAAGAUUUCUGACAUCAAGCUUGGGUUGACUAAAGUUUUAAAAGAGGGAAAAAUUAACUUUAAUCUUGGACAUCCUUUACGCCCAUUUGAGCAGCUUAUGGCUGUUUUGCCUGAAAAAAGUAAAGCCCUUGUUCCUCCGGGUCUUAGACCAUUGAUGGUUGAGGAGAACUCACCCAUCAAGGAGUUUUAUCCAGCUAAGUUUGAACUUGACAAGAACGGCAAAAAGGCUGAUUGGGAAGCAGUUGUUAAGAUUCCAUUUGUUGAUGAAAAGCGUCUUUUGGCAGCGAUUCAUAGCCGAGAACAAUACUUGACUCCAGAGGAGAAGCAUCGAAACACAUUGGGUAACGAUUUGGAUUUUGUUUUCAACCCUCAGGUUGAUACUAUUUUCCCCUCUUCAUUGCCAGGCAUUUUCCUUGAUGUGGAGCAUGAUCAUACUAUUGAAUCUGUUUACCAUGAGCCCGCAGUUCAAGGAGGCGAGUUUCGAUAUGGUUUAUGUGAUGGAGCCAAACUUGGCGUUAAUUCACUUGCUGGUUUCCCCAGUUUAAAAACUUUGCCAUUUACGUUUGAAAUUGACAAGGGCAAAGUCAAGAUUUUCGAAAGGCCUGCUCGUCGUGAGUCUAUUAUUAUUACCAUCACAGAUCAAUAUGCUGAAAGUGAAAGCUCUGCUAUUUCUAAACGUCUUUUGGGACGAACAGUUUAUGUUGGCUGGCCUUAUCUUCGCGAGGCUAAAGUUGUUGCUCUUAGUGAUGAAUUAUUUUCUUAUAAACUUGAGCAUGGAAGGGUCUCGCAAACACCUCACCACAGCCUAAAGGAAUGGACUGGUGGUGUUGCUAGUUUCCUUGACUACUUUCAAAUCAAGGGUGUUGAUAUUGGGAAGUCCAACUUCAUUCUGCAUGUCAUGACCCUCAAGGGUUUGGAGAGGGAACCAUCUGGCGCGUAUGUCAAAAAGUAUGAGUCUGAUCCUUCGCUUGAAGUUAGAGUUCCUCUUCAGCUUGUUGUUGAAAGCGUUCAAAAUGAUGAUGAGCGAUUCAUUGAAAAGCCAGCUCAGCCGAUCGAAGAGGAAUACCCUAUUGGAAGUCAAGCUGUUUCUUUGUUAGAUGUAUGUUAUGGUCUGCCUGUUACUGUUAUAGGCUAUAAAGACGGUGCUCUUGAUGUUGAAGUUCGUGUGUUGAACCAAAAGCUGAGCCAAGUUGGGCACUUUCUCUGGAGAAAUGAGCUGCACUACCUUGAUUAUCAGCCAGGUUAUAGAUUUAGCAAGCAACUUCGCAUGCCCUCAAGCUUUAUUGGACAAUUGACGUCUAGAUAUUUUGUUUUUGUUGACGGGAAGAAGGUUGACAUUGGUCUUAAUCUCAAGUCUGAAAAUCUUCGUCAAAAGGCAUUGGGUUUCGUGAAACGUGGAGCUCAAGGAUGGGAUUAUAGUGUUUUAACAAAAAAGUUGAUUGAGGAAUAUGUCGGUACAUUUUCUCUUAUUUUUGCCAAGCUGUUGAAUAAUCAGCGCCGUGAUAUGCCUGAGCUUACCGAGUUGCUUGGUCUUGGUCCUUCUGAAGUCAAUUUCAAGGUUGAUCAAAUGAAGCAGUGGUUGAAGGAUCAUGUUUUCAACAAUCCCAACGUUCGCCUUGUUUCGUUAGAAGACGACGGGAUGGGCUUUAUGUCUGUGCAAGAGCUGGAAAAUAGAGUCAUCCAACGCAACAGUGUUAAGUACCAAUACACUGUUAACACAAUUCGAAGUGUUCCCCGUGAAGCACUUUUUGCACCCGAUUCUCCAUCGUUCAUUUUAUCCAAGCAAAAGUUUGAAAUUGGAGAUCAAGUUGUUUCUAUUUUGGAUUAUGGCAAAGUUCCACUUUUCAGCCGUGGUACCGUUAUUUCAAUUAAGAGUUAUGUUUCUCAUGUCACUUUGGAUGUGAUUUUUGACAGCGAAAUUGACUCUGGUAAUCAUUUGAACAACCGACUUAAAACCAGACGCGGCUUAACAGUAGAGUCGAGCUCUAUUUUGAAUCUGUCAAAUCCACAGCUGGCUGUUUCUCUUGAGUAUAAGGGUAACUCUCGAAACACCAAAGGUAACUUUGCCAAAAAUGGAGUAUCGGCUGUAAGUCUUCCUUCCGGACCUAAGGCUGCUCAAAAUAAUUCUGUUCGAAAUGGAAAGGCUCCUAUUACCAAGCCAGGUGUUAAACUUUCUACGCCAAAGCAGCCAAAGAGCAAUGAAAGGGGGACUCAACCUCCCAAGCCUCAGAAUGUUCCUAAGGCUGCUAAACCUACAUUUGAUACAACGGCCUUGAAUAAUGAGCUUCUUGGAUUGAUUAAGAAUAAUGCCGAAAAUGCCAAGGCAGCUAAAGAUGAUCAUGCUUCGCCCAUUGUUUCGUCUGAUGAUGUAAAUAAGGAUAUUGGUAAUGAGCUUUUGGAAAUGAUCAAGGGCCCCAAGAGUGCUAAAGGACAAUCCAAGUCGCGUGAAGCUACGCAAAACAAGGUUCGCAGUGCCAUUAUGGGACAAUUUUCUGGAGGAAGCCAGCUUCCUCCUCAGCCCAACAUAUCUAGUCAUAUUUUAUAUCCUCCUCCUCCACCACCACCUGGAGGAAUUUUCCCUCCAAUCCCUGCUGGGUUUGUUGCUCCUGGCGAAAUGCACCCAGGAUUUGUCCCCAUGGGGUACCCUCCACCACCUCCCCCUGGUGCGUACCCUAUGCACCCUAUUCCAAUGCAUCCAGAUAUGCUUCCACCUGGGCCUCCUGGAAGUUCUCCAUUUGCAGCACCGUUUGUUCCUCAGGGAAUGCCUCCUGCUCCACCUAGUAUUGGAAAUGUGCCUCAGGGAAUUCCUCAGGGACCUAGAUACGGCAACCGUGGAGGACGCGGUGGAGGCCGCGGAGGCCGCCGGUCCAUGAACCCUUUGAAUGGUGAUGGUUUGGAAGGUGGAGAUUCUCUUCCAUCACCUCCUGUUCCUCGCCGUGGAGGCCGCGGUGGUCGAGGCCGUGGUGGUCGUGGAGGCCGUGGUGGACAUCAUGUUCCCAAGGAUGAAGGUACUCCAUCUCAGACUUCUAAAGAAAUGCCCACAAAGCCCGAGACUCCUUCAGAGUAA